Messenger RNA from Drosophila rhopaloa, 2295 nucleotides. RefSeq names its product transcription factor Ouib (gene nom). Gene Ontology annotation, cellular component: nucleus. Gene Ontology annotation, biological process: regulation of DNA-templated transcription. The transcript has 4 exons. Lineage: Eukaryota; Metazoa; Arthropoda; Insecta; Diptera; Drosophilidae. The record is from RefSeq and is a predicted model, not a curated record. Gene Ontology annotation, molecular function: DNA-binding transcription factor activity, RNA polymerase II-specific; RNA polymerase II cis-regulatory region sequence-specific DNA binding; zinc ion binding. The coding region runs from base 72 to 1253 and encodes 393 amino acids.
UUUCGGGGAGAAUAGACAAUGUAGCCCCAACCAGUUUUUUUAAUUCCUUUACUUUGAAACAAAAAGGUAAAAUGUUAGUAAACGUGUGCCGAGUUUGCGGCAGGAGUAGACUAUGCCCAAAAGCCGUAAACAUCUUCAAGCCUGGCAGACAAGAGAUGGAGGUCCUGCGCCGUAUCCACCUAAUAACCGGAAUUCGCCUGCAGCAAAUUCCUAAAGCACCGGAUAUGGUUUGUUUCUGCUGCCAAAUGGACAUUAAUUCGGCCAUGCACUUCCGGAGGACCUGUAUCUCGGAGCAGAAGAAAUGGGUGCCAAGCGAGAAGGCUGAGGAAUUCGAUGAAAACCAGAAGGAGGAACCAAUGGAUCCGCUGCCCAAAAAAAGAAAGUACACGCGACGAAGGGCGCGGUCCACGAUGCCAGUGGAAACCGUGGACAUUGUCGUAGCAGACGAGAAUAUACCUUUUCCGGAAGCAACAGGUGGCGAUGAAGAAUUUGAUCAGCUAGCUGAGAUCUCCAGGGAACCGGAGUCUACGGAUGGCGAUCCAAAACUAGAGGAUGACGAUACUAAACUAGAUGAUGACGAUGCAAAGAUAGAGGAAUUCGAGGUAAAAGAGGAGGAAUUUCUUUUAAUGGACGAUGAGGAUACGGACUCGGAGUGCAAAUUAACCGGCAAAGUACAAAUCUUCGCAUGUAAUACUUGCGGAGUCAUCAAAACCAAUAAGUCAUCUUUGAUCAGACACAAGUAUGACCACACCGGAAAGAGACCCUAUCCCUGCAAGGAGUGUUCAAAGACCUUUUUGUCAGGGAAUGAAUUGAAGGCCCACAAUCUCACCCAUCACACCAAGGAUCCUCCGUUUCCCUGUCGCUACUGCGAGCGUAGAUACUUCUCCGUGGUCGGCCGGAAGAAGCACGAAAGGAUCCACACGAACGAAAGACCUUUUGUGUGCGACCAGUGCGGCAAGACUUUUACGAGGACCUGCAUCCUGAAGGCCCACAUGGAGUCCCACACAGCUUUGAAGAAGUUUAGCUGCGCAAUUUGUGAUCGGUCGUUCAGCUUAAAGAAACAUCUGGUCACCCACUUUACCUCGAGUAAGCACAAGCGGAAUGCUGAAAUGGCUGGAUCAUUAUCAUCAGAAUCUUUGUCUACGGUCAACAUGGAAACCGAUGAAACAUGGUCUGAAAGUACCAAAUUGUCUAGUUCUGUCGACGAAAAAUUAGUUCAGUCACAAUUCGAUAUUUUGUGCCAGGAAAUUUAAUUGAGUUCAAGACGACUUUCUGCUAAUUAUUUCCUCAGUUGAUAUACCAAAAUAAAUAAUUCGUAUGGAUUGCACAAAAGCUGAAUAAGCUAACAACAAAGGAGAACAUCAAAUGCAACAUUAAAAUUACAUUUUAAAAUUGUUGACAACUAGAAAAAAGCAAACUCCGGCAAACCAGUGCUUUUAUACCCUGCAGUUAUCAUAUAAUUGUAUUUGCCAUGGUUCCAUCUAUAUAAAACUUAAUUUACAAAAACUUUAGCAUAUAGUCUUCCGCCUCCUCAAAUAUCACAAUUGUGCCUAUAUCGUUAUGUAUAAUGUUAAUGGCAGCUUACAAAAAUCUGUCAUCAUCAGCGUAAUCAAAGUUGAAUAUUAACAAUUUUACAAAUUACACAAAAUCUCAAGAAACAUUUAAAUAAUUUACUAAAAUUUUAAGAGACAAAAUGGUUUUUACUUUUUUUUACUUAAUAAGAUAGGUUUUCACACCGCUAUCUUUUCAGGAGUUUAAAAGAUUUUCAAAGAAUCUCAGUUAAUGAAACGUGUAUUAUUUUAAAUUUAUUUGUAAAACAAAAAUCAUCAAUUGUUAAUCCAGUUUUAUUUCAAAAAUACUUAUGUGAACGAAAGAAUUUCGAAAAACACAAGAACAAACUUAAACGAGCUUAAAUACAUUUUUUACAAGUACUGGUAUCCAGCUGCAAAAAAAGUAAAAGUAUUAAUAUAAUUAUUGGAUUUAAAUAUGUGCCUUAAAUCAAUCCAUUUAUUUACUUAAUUUACAUUUUAUGAUUUUUUAUAUAUUAUUAAUUUGACCUCAACUGUAGACAUUUUACAAUAGUAAACUAAACACUUGGAUCUUAAAAUACUAUUAUUUUGACCGCAACUGUACAACUUUAACAAUAGUGAUCUUGGUACUUAUAUAGAUUAAGAUGUUACAUCAACUUGUUCAUUUUAUUAUAUUAUUGUAUUUUGAAGCUUCUGAUAAAACAGACUGCUCGAACUUUUAAAAGAACGUUACAUUAUUCAAAUAUAACUUGAAACUUUACAAAAA